Messenger RNA from Anopheles aquasalis, 2973 nucleotides. It is a transcript of the gene Pdcd4, whose product is annotated as Programmed cell death 4. The record is from RefSeq and is a predicted model, not a curated record. NCBI's taxonomy places the organism in Eukaryota, Metazoa, Arthropoda, Insecta, Diptera, Culicidae. Gene Ontology annotation, cellular component: cytosol; nucleus. Gene Ontology annotation, biological process: negative regulation of DNA-templated transcription.
AUCUCUUAUUACGUUUUACGAAGCCGUGAAAAGACUGCCUUCGUCAGCGACCUUUUCCUCCGUUUGUGGGCGCGAUUCAAGCAUUCAUCCGAAAAGUCUCAUCAGGAACGAUUAAGAAAAGACUCUGCUUUUGAAGCGCAUCCUUGGAUUUUUGUGAGUACGUGCGUGUUGUGGUUAUCCGCGUGUUUUCGGCGUUCUAUUGAGUGAGGUGCAUCGGGUGCAAUAGUGAAAAAAACUCUUUCUAACCUAACAUUCGAAGCGCUUGAAAACGUGCUCUGGUCGGUAAACUGUUUUGAGGCAAAAAAUACGCUGCUGAAAGAAUUGUUUGAUUCAUCAUUAAGUUGAUUCGCAAUAGAAGAAAGUUUGCAAUAGAACAAACGUAGCAGCUUGCCAUCCAGAAAGCUACCGUAGUUGGUUUCGGCCGUAAACUGGAGGUUGUCAAAGGAGCUACGCCGCUACCGGUGCAACGCAGCAGAAGCGAAGCCAGGAGGUUUUGCUGCGCACCAUUUUAUUGAUGUUGAACUCGGCCGCACAAGAGGCCCUUCUAGUUCGCGCGUAAGCCAAUAUUGGUGUUUGGUUGUAUUUUACGCACCACCGUAGCGAAAUAUCGUAAACUCCAUUUUGUUUCCCUCAUUACAACCAUUGGUGUAAAACUCGUGUCUUGCGGACUGGGAAGUGUUGCUCGGCAUUUUUCGAUUGUAAACCGCUCUAUCAACCAAGGCUAUUUUCUAUCAAAGCAAGUGCACAGCCUUCGCCUUGGCAUUGGCUUCCCUCUGUCAAUCAACAUAUUUGGCAAACAAGGAAAAGAGUGCUUUGUUAGAAUAUCAGGAAGAAUCAGGUUCGUUAGGUUAGUUUUUACCCCUUGCACUCGAGCGGUAAACCGGUGAAACAUCAAACACGCAAUUACACCGGAAGAAGAUUGAUAACCUAGAAGGGGAGAAUUUCCACCUUGCUGGUAUAUACCUGUCGACGACCUAUUUUGCCGUCAGCGAUGGAGGAAGACAAGGAAUUGAAAAUGGCCAACGGAAACGAAAAGGUCGACCGAGCCCAAGAAGUAAUCGAUCUGGAAGACGAUGUCAUUAUCGUGAGUGAUGAUGACUUAGCUGCCGGAGGGGAACCGAAAGAUGGAGCUACGGCUGAUGGUGGCGAACUUGCUAUGAAAAGCCCUGGUUCGCUGGUUGAGAAGACCGGACGGCAUCGCGCACGCCGGGUGGCCAGAUCGAAUAGUAAAAGUGGUGUGCUGGGUGUCGCAGGCACACCCAACUUCGUAGCGCCGCAUCGUAAGUGGAAGAAUAGUCGCCGUUCGCGAAACUUGCACGGUCGUGGACUCCCGAAGAAGGGCGGGGCUGGUGGAAAGGGCGUGUGGGGUAAGCCGGGAGCCGAGGUGUUCGACGAGCUGGACGAUGAAGAUCCGAACGAUCCGAACUUCGAUAUCGACGCGUACAACAGCUCGCACAAUGUGGAACUAAAGGAGGUUGUAACAGCACCACCGGUGCAGCAACUGACUGAGGAAGAAAUCAUCAAGAAGAUGGAGUCGAUCCUCCUCGAGUAUUACGAAAACGGGGACACCCAUGAGGCAGCCGAUGGCUUGGAGCAUAUUCUUGCAUCCGAGAUGAAGCCCCUCGUCAUUAAAACGAUCGUUGGUGUUGCGUUUGAUCACAAGCAAUCACAGCGCGAGAUGACCUCCGUCUUGAUUUCGGACCUGUACGGUCGCGUAGUGACACGCGAUGAUAUCUGCGCCGGAUUCGAUCAGCUGUUGUACGAGUUGCCCGACAUCAUGCUUGACACACCAGAUGCUCCGCAUUUGUUGGGCAAUUUCAUUGCCCGGGCAAUUGCCGAUGACUGCGUUCCCCCAAAAUAUGCGUACGAUUGCGAGCGCGAGGAUUUGGAUACCCAUGCGCGGGCGGCGCUCGUGCGUGCCUCCGCAUUGUUAUCGAUGCCUGGUGGCUGGAGCAAACUGGACAACGUUUGGGGUGUCGGAGGCGCUCUCCGUCCAGUUCAGACUAUCACGCGACAAAUGACAAUGUUGCUGCAAGAGUACGUGGUGUCGCGCGAAAUUGAGGAAGCGCAGCGCUCGAUUAAAGAAUUGGAAGUUCCACAUUUCCACCAUGAGCUGAUCUAUGAGGCAAUCAUUAUGACGCUCGAGGCGUUCAACGAGUCAAUCGAGGAAGCAAUUUGCCACCUGUUCCGGACGCUCGACAGUACCUGUAUCGUUUCGCCAGAGCAGAUGGAGUUAGGAUUUCGGCGUGUCUACGAUGACAUGACGGACAUUGUACUAGACAUACCGCUCGCUUACUCCAUCCUCGAUCGCUUCAUCCAACGUUGCCGACGAGCUGGCUCAUUCCUCAGCGAAACUCUCAUCAAGGACCUUCCUACACGUGGACGCAAGCGUUUCGUCUCAGAAGGCGACGGUGGUCUGGUGAAGCAAGUAAAUUUUCUAAAGAAUAUGUAAGAAACAAGAAAAAUAUGCGAGCUGCAGAUAUCGAGCAAACAAUGUACAAAUUGUAAUGCUCAUCUCACUACAAUGAAACCCCAGCAAUUUGGCAGCAUAGCAAACUAAAUAAGUGUUUCUCUUCAACAUCAUUUAUUUCAUUUUUUACAUACCGAUUUCUUUGCUGCCUAAUAUACAACGUUAUCUCGUCGUUGUUAGCAUUUAAAUUGUAUAUGAUUCAAAACUGUGUAAGGAAAGCAAGACCCAAUGUGAGUCUCGAUAUUGCAUAGCUCAGAGGAAGUCAAGAGAUUAUGAUUUUGCUUACUUUCAAUGAAAUGCGAAGUAAUGAAUUACAAAGAAAGAAGAGACUGAGCUCGUCUUUUGGGAGAAAGACAAGAACAGGAUUUUAUUUUAAAUGUAUUGCCCAUCCUAUUGAAAACUCUUCGAGUCUUCUGAAUGAAUUCACGAAUUCUGUAAAAAACAUCAAUUGUCGUAAAAAUAAAUUAACAAUACAUGGAAAAAAUUGCACCUUUACGUAUCAA